This is a messenger RNA of Bemisia tabaci, 666 nucleotides long. RefSeq lists its product as uncharacterized. The record is from RefSeq and is a predicted model, not a curated record. Lineage: Eukaryota; Metazoa; Arthropoda; Insecta; Hemiptera; Aleyrodidae.
UCUCAGGCUUUCAGAGAGGGCAUUUUCCGAGGAAUCGAAUCAUUGCAAAAUGCACCCGAGUAUUAAGGAAGGCUGACAGAUCUUCGUGCAAACUGCAGUAGGGCCCACGAUCUGAUGAACGAGUACAUGUACGGCUCUCGUGAUUCGGGCGUCAUAUUUCACGGUGAUUUUCGGCUGGACAACAUGAUGUUCAAGUACCAGUCCGACGGGACACCCAUCGAAGUUGUGUUCUUCGACUUCCAGACGAUCUCCAUCGGCUCGCCGGCGAUCGAUAUCUGUCGUUUCAUGAUCUUCGAGGCCCCCACGGAAUUAAGGCGCGCUAGCUGGGAGACUUUUUGGCGUGUUUAUCAUGAUGCACUGGCGAAUCAGAUGAGGGACUACCAAAACGCAAUACCAACCAUCGAGGCUGUUGAAUUGGAUGUACGCAAAAAAGGGAUAUUCGCUUAUUACGUGUACGCACUGGCCUGGCCGAAUUUAUUCAGUGACACAAAGGGCCUCGGCUGCAUUUCAUGCCCAAAGUUUAAGGGCUUAAACGAGCAAGAGGUGCAAGAGACAAUGAAGACCUACAUGCGAAAUAUACGGGAAUGGGGUGGCCCCAAAGUCACCGAGAUGUUGGCGGAGGCAGUUCGGUUUAUGAUCGAUAAAAAUUUCAUUUUUGAGUAUUAA